AGCCAAGCCGCGAGCCGAAAGUGAUGAGCCAGCGGAAAUGCACGAAGGGGCAAAAGCGUAAAGUUGGCCAUCUCUCGCCCACCGCUUCACCUUCACUUUCAGGUGGCUCCUCUCCGGAUAAAGCGAAAGCCUUCAGUUCAGCCCCCACCGAUCCGCACAGCCGGAGCCCGGGAGAAGUCGAGAAGAUCAUAUACCCACACCUUACUCGCGCCGCGCGCGCCGCCGUCGACGGCAGCCUCCUCCUCCUCUUCUUCCCCCGUGCCGGCGUUCGCGUUGCCUCCUCGAUCGCGCCGCGCCGCGCCGCGCGCACUCCAGGCGGGCGAGCUGGUUUGGAGAGGGGGCGAGACGACCUGACUCCGCCCUCGAUUGGAAUCGAAUCCAAGAUUGAUGGCGAUGGAGGGACCAAUCCUGUGUCGUGCAGUGAUGCAAGCUAAGCUACCUGUCACGAUGAUCAGCAACUCACUGACCAAGUCUGGGCAGCUUGGGACCGCAUUCCUGGGUUGUGUGUGUAAAUACAGGAAUAUCACUAGACUCAUUUCCCCAAUCUAUCAGCCGGCACAAAAGAACUUUGCUACUGUUUGCGGUAGCUUCAGCUCGUCGUCCGAUGGUAAUGGAUAUAUGGCUGGAAACUUUAGUGAGAGUGAUGAAGAUUAUGUUAAUUCUACUGUGCUAGAAGCAGUUGAGGUGAGAAGUGGGGCAGAGGGAUAUGUAAUCAAGAUGCGAGAUGGGAAAAACUUGAGAUGUGUGCACAAUAAUUCUCAAGGGAGAAAUAUUCCAGAAAGCGCACCACAACCUGCUAUUGUUUUGAGGAUUGAAGAUGGAAGUGAAACUUUACUUCCAAUCAUUGUUUUGGAAAUGCCAAGCGUACUUCUGAUGGCUGCUAUUCGGAAUGUCCACAUUGCAAGACCAACCAUAUAUCAAGUUGUGAAGGAGAUGAUUGAUAAGAUGGGUUAUGAGGUAAAACUGGUUCGGAUAAAUAAAAGAAUUCAAGAAGCAUACUGUGCUGAACUGUUUCUGACGAAGAAACUGCCUAUACUGCAGGUAGGUGACCAUACAGAAAGUAUCACCUUUGAUCUAAGACCUUCAGAUGCCAUAAACAUUGCUGUUCGCUGCAAGGUUCCUAUACAAGUCCAUAGAAGCCUUGCAUACAGUGAUGGCAUAAGAUCAGUCGAGCCAGCAAGAAUGGCGAUAGCAGCCGGCAUGUCUGACGGGUUGUUGUUUACAGAACUUGACAGACCUGAUGGGCAGCCAUGUGUCGAGGCUCAAGAGUUUGGAUUGAUCCGGAACAUGCUCAUUGCAGCUGUUGAAGAGAGAUACAAAGAUGCUGCAACGUGGAGGGACAAACUGAUGCUGCUGAGGUCUAAGCGGAAAAACUGGGCCUGAAAGCGUGGCUCGUCUCAAUGGUGUAAAUAAAGACGAAGCACUGUUGAAUCCCAGAAUGCAUUCCAGAUGACUGAUACUGUCUAUGUAAUUAGAUGUAUAUAUUAUAUGGAACUAAGAACUGGAUUAUGUAAAUUCCGACUGUUUCAGUCUUUCGGAGUAAAGAAUAAUCUGUGGAAAAUCUCUGCAUGUUCUUAGUUGGCAAGCUCACCUCCAUUUUCACAAGUCUACUAUUCCAUGAAAAUAAUAUUUGCCAGCUCAAUGUCCUCUUUCGGACUUAUGUUAAACA
Molecule: messenger RNA, 1669 nt
Organism: Oryza sativa Japonica Group (Japanese rice)
Lineage: Eukaryota; Viridiplantae; Streptophyta; Magnoliopsida; Poales; Poaceae
Source: RefSeq, a predicted model, not a curated record